Drosophila innubila is the source of this 513-nucleotide messenger RNA. RefSeq lists its product as uncharacterized. Lineage: Eukaryota; Metazoa; Arthropoda; Insecta; Diptera; Drosophilidae. The record is from RefSeq and is a predicted model, not a curated record. The transcript has a single exon. Bases 1 to 513 code for a protein of 170 amino acids.
AUGUCGACAAAUUUUGGAUCAAAGGAUGGUAUUCUCAUUCGAACAAUGAAAAUGGAGGACUACUACCACGUGAAAAUCUUUAUGAGAGAACAUUUCUACACUGCAGAUCCGAUUUUCGCUGUUGCAGGAGAAGAUGCUUCAAAGCGCAUGCAACAAUUUUAUGAAGAGAGCUCGGAUCACAUCUCGAUGAUAAAAGAGGGCACCAGCUUGCUGGCAAUAGACGAGGAUGACGGUGAACGUAUUGUAGGUAUUGUCUUAGCUGGAUCCCUAUUUGCCAGUUCUCCGGAGGAAAUACGCAGAAGGGUAAUCGAAAUGGAACAUUGCUCUCUUAAACCCAUUUUUAUGUUUAUGACCGACGUUCUAUUAAAAGCUAAUGUAUUUGAGAAAUACGGAGUCAUCAAGUUGCUCUACUCUUCAAAAACCACUGUGGAGACAUCAAUGAGAGGAAAGGGUCUUGGUACACGCCUUGCAGCUGCGCUAAUGGAGGUGGGUCGAUCCAGGGAUUUCCCCUGA